UGUAUAUAAACCGCGCCAGCUAACGUUCAAUCAUCAGACACUUCUUGGUCUAUUCUUCAGUAACUUGAACACAGUCUACCGUCGAAUUUUCACAAAAGCUUUAGCCAAAAUGGUGAAAGUAUAUUUUCUUGUCGCUCUUCUCUUUGUGGCUGUAGCUGCCAUCAUGGCAGCACCCGUGGAGGAGGAAUACGAGCCCCUCGAACACGCUGGUAUCGAGGAACGUGCUGAUAGACAAAGAAGAGUGACCUGCGAUCUUCUCUCCAUCAAAGGAGUCGCUGAACAUAGUGCUUGCGCUGCCAACUGUCUCAGCAUGGGCAAAGCUGGAGGUCGCUGCGAGAACGGAAUCUGCCUUUGUCGCAAGACCACCUUCAAGGAACUCUGGGACAAACGCUUUGGUUAAAUCCAAUUCUACCAAUUCUACACCAAGCUUCGACGAAUUUUUCAUGCAACGAGGGAUACGCGAAGAAGACGCGACUAAUGUCAAGAAAUUACCAAAUAUUUAAAAAACUACGCUUAUUUUAUUAUAGUUAGAGUGAAUCUUUCCUUACUGAAAAUUCUAUGGAACUUAGGUUGUUAAAAGCUACUUACAGAAUAAAUACAGAAUAAAUAAAGUUUCAAAAGAAGAAAAAACAUAAGCACCGAACGAUGAUUUUUCCACCCUUCGUAUUUUAUUCACAAUUAAUAACUAUAAAUAAAACUUAUUAGGCUAACCGUGAAAUUUGAUACACGAGAAAUCUCAACUCUGUGUAGAACAAGUUUCUAUAAAAAGUACAAUCCCAAGGAAGAUAGGCGAUAGAUCGAUUCGAUUAUUUAUAGAUAUUUGUUUAUUCGUUUCCGAGUGAAGAAAUUGGCUUUGAGAAUUAUUUCUCGGAUAUGUGAUAAUGUAGGAUCUUUACUACAAUUAGUUUAUUUAUAAUAAAUGGAUUAAACAGA
This is a messenger RNA of Bombus pascuorum, 933 nucleotides long. Its product is annotated as defensin. Gene Ontology annotation, biological process: defense response to bacterium; humoral immune response. The record is from RefSeq and is a predicted model, not a curated record. The transcript is spliced from 3 exons. NCBI's taxonomy places the organism in Eukaryota, Metazoa, Arthropoda, Insecta, Hymenoptera, Apidae. The coding region runs from base 110 to 400 and encodes 96 amino acids.